Stylonychia lemnae is the source of this 1578-nucleotide messenger RNA. Lineage: Eukaryota; Ciliophora; Spirotrichea; Sporadotrichida; Oxytrichidae. The record is from the annotation of a GenBank genome assembly.
AUGCAAACAACUUAACAUAACAAUAGCACUACAUCAAACAGAUCCAAUAACUAUAUCUAUCACAGUUUGGGAAAUAUCGACCCAGAUUCCCAAGAUUAGUACAACUUCUUCGGAGUGAUCAUAGACGCUGCCUAUCCUUAUAAGACAUCGAAUGGCAAGUAUAUUUGCACAAUUAAAGUCGUUGAUCAAACUAUUCAUCACAAAGGCGAGUCUUCUUCUCCUCUUUUUGCAAACGUUGUAAUCUAUGCUAAGAGAUUCGAAGAUCUACCUAUUAUCAGAAGAGUAGGAGAUAUUAUGCGUGUUCAUCGUGCUAAUGUCAAGUUUUUCAAUGAUAUGAGACAGUUUUACGUGAAUCUUCAGUAUAAUUCCAGCUGGUGUUUGUUUCAUUAAAAUUAAGACAAGGAUGAUGAUGAUUUUGACGACAAUGAUUCAGACGAGAAUCAAAAUGGAGAGGAUCAAGAGAUGCUUGAUCAAGACUAGCUGAAAGAAAAGUAGCUAGAAAGACAAGAGAAAAGAAGAUAUAAGCCAUAUAAGUUCUCAGGCAGAAGUUAUACUUUUGACAUAAAUCAUGAAAAGAUUAUUAUGGAUAACAUUAGAACUUGGGGUUAAAAUUAUUUUGCUAAUAACUAUGUUAUCACAAAGGAUAUGUACAUGCUUUUAAAAGACUGCAAAACAAAGAUGAGCAAUGAUGAGAGCUAAGAAUUCGACUUGUUGUGCAAAAUUUUGAAAAUAUUCGAAAAAGAUGAGAACAAUCUUGAGAUAAGAAUCAAGGAUCUGUCACAAGAAAUGUGGUUUAUGAGUGUGCCAAGAUUCAAGUUUUAAAGUCUCAAGCAAGGAGAGGUAAUUAGAAUCAGAUGUGUUGAAGUCAAUCUUACAUCUAAGAGAAAUGUGAUUCAGACCAAGAAUAAUACAAAUAUUUUGAGAUUCCACCCAUCUUCAAGAAUUGCCACUGAGCUCUCUAAAGUCAUUGAAGAUGAGACAGAUAUGGAUAAAGUCUUAGGAGAUGAGGCAAGUGACAUUGUUAUGAAUGCUGUAGUACUUACUGAAAUAACUGAUUCAUCAUUGGCAAGAGGAUAGAUGUUCAAGCUCACAGAUCUAUUCCUGAACUUUGACUAAAUUCCCGAAAACUUAAGAGAACGAAAUGCAUUCAGAGUUAGAUUUUACUGCUUAAGAAUCGAUCCAAUUGAUCACAGAGAAGUAGUUUAAGCCUACUGUCCUGAGUGCAGUGAGACUUAUUCUUGUGAAACCUUAGAGAAAGAAGGCAAAGGUAAAUGCAAGUCUUGCAAGGUAGAAUGCAAACUAAUAUAUAAAAUGCAAAUGCUAGUGAAGGACUCAUCCUCUUAAAUGAACAAGAAUUUUUAUAGAAUUUUACUGUACUCCUUCGAUGAAGAUAGAGGUAAUGACUUCUUUUCAAAUGUUAGGCCUUGCAAUCUAUAUAAAAAUGCUGAUGCCCUUGAGACUAUUGAAAAAUAAAUAAAAGCAAUGACCAAAUUUAAUGUAUGGAUUGAUGCAAUUAUAGAGAGACAAGGUGCUUUCUUCCUAAUAAGAGAUACAAAGAUUACACAAGUCAUUAAUUGA